This is a messenger RNA of Lingula anatina, 3391 nucleotides long. Its product is annotated as malignant fibrous histiocytoma-amplified sequence 1 homolog. Lineage: Eukaryota; Metazoa; Brachiopoda; Lingulata; Lingulida; Lingulidae. Gene Ontology annotation, cellular component: cytoplasm. The record is from RefSeq and is a predicted model, not a curated record. Gene Ontology annotation, biological process: regulation of apoptotic process. Gene Ontology annotation, molecular function: protein binding.
GCAGCUGUUACAAUGUACAGGGACAAGGGGUGACGGCACGUGGAGGGCUAUAUACAUGCAUGCACCUCCACUAUGGCUUCAGACUAUGGAGACGAAGAAAAAUUACUGCAUCUCCAAAGAAUUGAAAAAUGUGAUGAGGAAGAUUUAACCGGAGAUUUCACAGAAUGGACAUGUCUGCAGUUGGAGUACCAAGAUAUCACCACUCUUCCAGCAAGUAUCGGCAGGUGCUGCCACCUGAGAAUUUUGAAUUUAGCAGAGAAUGAAUUGACGGUUCUCCCUGACUCUAUUUUGCAACUGAAAUGCCUCACUGAAUUGUAUCUUCAGUAUAACAACUUCACAGAUUUUCCCUCUGUUGUAUGCAACAUCCCAGAGAUUAAAAUCCUGAAUGUGAGCGGAAAUCAAUUGUAUAGUGUACACCCAGAUGUCAUCAAUAUGGUCAAAUUAAGAAAACUGUAUCUUGCUGACAAUCAGUUUCUAGAGCUUCCAAAUGCGGUAUGUGCUAUUACGAAUCUGGAAUUCCUAGAUAUGGGUAACAACGAAUUGUCCGACAUUCAUCCUGAUGUUAGCAACAUGUCCGAACUUUCAGAACUGAACCUGCAUGACAAUAAAUUUUCUGAGUUUCCAGUUGCAGUUUGCACUAUUUCAAACCUACAAACCCUUGACAUGAGUAGCAAUCGUCUUUCCCAUGUCCACCCAGAUGUCACAGAGAUGAAAAAACUUAUACGUUUAGACUUAUGUAUCAAUCUGUUCAAAACAUUUCCUGAAGCAGUUUUCAAUAUUCCAGAGAUACAGGAACUUGGCCUUGGCGUGAACCAACUGUCUAGCAUUACAGGAGAUACAACCAAACUAUCCAAACUCAAACACCUGUUCCUUUACAGCAACCAUUUUACAGAGUUCCCAGUUGAAGUUUGCCAAAUCCAAACAUUGCAAUACCUGUGUGUAUCGGAGAAUAAAAUCACCCAUCUUCCCUGGCAAGUGAAGAACCUGAAACACCUGACGACGUUGAGGGUCGAGGGGAAUCCCCUCGUGAUGCCGCCCCUUAAAGUAUGCGAGAAAGGCACCGGUGCUAUAUUGCGUUUUCUUGCCAUCUUGGAGAAGUACGGAGUAGUCGAAUGCUAUAGAGUGCAGAUAAACUUUCUAGGGGAGGUGAACAGUGGUAAAAGCAGUUUGGUCAGAACUCUGAAAAACAGGCAGCCCUCGCCAACAGCCGAAGCAGACAGAACUCAGGUCAUCGAGCAGUUGCAGUGGAAACCCGAGGAGAACAUCACUCUCAACAUUAAUGAUUUUGGUGGACAUGAAAUGUACAGAGUGAGUUAUCCUCUCUUCAUUCAUGACAGCAGCAAUUCCCUGAUUACUUUUGAUCUCUCACAGUAUGAUACCAACAGAGAAGAGCACUACAAGAAGUAUAUUGGGUACUGGAUAGAUUCCAUUCAGUCUCAGUGUCACGGGACGGACUCUAAGAUCACACUUGUAGGAACACAUUCCGACAUGCUUAAAGCACCUGAAAGUGACACAAAGAAUAUUUCAUUUGAUGUGUUGGACAGAACAGUGAAAUACGUCGAACAAAAGAAACGAAGGCUGCAAGGGCAAAUACAGGAGUUGCAGGAGAAGAAAAAGAAGAACGACAACUUUUUGCCAUUGUACGAAAAGAAAAUCCGAAUAAAAGAGAAACAGCUAGCCGAGUCUACUUCCAAAGUCCACGAAAGGAUAUUUAUAACAAGCUCAGUGAUCAGGGGAGGGUGUAGUGAACUAGAGCCCCACCUUAAAAGCUUGGCAAUGUCAAGGCACGUUAUACUACCAGUCACUUGGCUAAGCGUUAUACAACAGAUCGAAGAAAAGAAAAAAGAUGAGAAAUGCAGUACACUAUCAUGGACGGAAAUACAAGGGUUUGUAAAGACUGCUAUGGAUCUAGCUGCUGAUCCUGCCUCCCCGAAUGUGAGAACCGAUGCUGAAUCACAAGAUAUUACGACAUUGGCAGAAGACAUUCUGGGGUACAUGGCAAGUUCGGGAGAUAUUGUGUGGUUUGAGAAGAGCCCCACCAUGAAAAAUGUCAUAUUUCACAAACAAGAGGUGCUAGCCAAACUGCUCAAGGCCGUUUUACAUCAUGACAUGGACGCAAAAAGGAUCGACCUUGAGCAGCAUUCAACAUUUACCUCAAAAAAGAUAAAAGACACUCUUUUGGAUCUUUAUCAAAGGGGCACUGCAACCAAAAACGUUUUAUGUUGUCUUUGGGGCGGAUGUCAAGUUUCAGAUGAUGCUAAAAUUGCCAUGUUAGAAAUAAUGCAGAACUUGGAGCUUUGCUAUGAGGUGCCGGGUCCAUCUGGCGAUGGAAAUGCCACUUACCAUUUUCCAUGGCUGUUGGGAGAAAACAUGCCUUCUCAUAUUAGAACAAAAUGGGAUAAAGAUAUAUCUGUUGACAGCAGUCAUCAAACCAUGCAGAUACGCUUUCCAUAUAAGUACCCGGAUGGGAUGUUUCAGAGGCUUGCCGUCAAGCUCCACAAACACGUGGGCAUUUUCAAAUGUAGCAGAGAGGACUGGCAAGAUGGGGUCUACGCAAACGUUGGUAAAUGCCAGAUUCUUCUUCAGUGUUAUGAAGAUACCAAAGACAAGAGAAACAACAAAGACUGGCUGGUAACAGCAUCAGUCAAAAGCAAAGAACUUCUUGAACCAUGGGACCUCCUCAUUCAAAUCCACGAUGACUUUAUGGAGAUAGCUGAACAAAGUUGGCCUGGUGUGCCCUUUGAGAAGUACCUGGUGUGUCCACAUUGUGUCCGGGAGAGAAUCGAGGAUCCCACUUUAUUCCCUGGCGAAAUCCUUGAUAACCCUGGCAGUGUCCCCAAACAGCAGAGCUGGUCAUCGUUUGUUGUUCCCUGCCCCUAUGCCCCAGAGGGAAGCAUACCGGCAAGGCUUAUAUAUCCAGCAUUAGCAGGUUACAAGGCAAUGACAAGAGACCACAAACACGCCUUAGUGAGGAACAGAGUUGUUCUGGUGGAAGGGCUGACAAAUGCGGGUAUUAGGGACCUACUGACCAGACUACAGGCGACAGGCGCUCUUACGUCCAGGGAGGCAGAAAACAUCAAAAGCUCUGAGCAAUUACGUACCAAGGCAGAAGAAUUCCUGGACAUACUGAGCAAAAAAGAGGACAGGGCCUUUAAGAUUUUUGUUGACUAUCUCGCAGAAAGCGGCCAAGCCCAUCUCGCUGAUUUCAUACGAAUGUGAGAGACUCUCUUGUUUUUGUUACAUCAUCUUUUGCGUGAAUACUAGUACUUUUCUUUUCUCAUGUUGCAUUCCAACAUUCAAUAUUAUUUAUUAGAUAAUUUUAAUGUCUUUGCUUUCAAUUAAAAUGUGUAAAACAUUCUUUGAAUUACUCAUACUUGGAUCAUAUCCAAAA